AUGCCACAGGGUAGGCUGGAUGUACCUCUCACAAUCAAGGGAGUGGAAAUCAAGCCUAUGGACUCGAUUAAAUAUCCCGGGUUCUAUCUGGAUACCCACCUCACCGGGGAAGUGCACGUACAGGAGGAGAUGAGAGAGAAGGCCGCAAAACUGGUGGCAGGGCUAUCUUCAAUUGCAGGAUCAACAUGGGGAACGUCUCUGGUUCAUCUAAGGAAGAUAUACAUGGCUGUCCUCCAACCACAGAUUAUAGGCUUCGCUGGUGCGCAACGGGCUGCAGAGCAAGCCAUCCGAUCGAUCCAGGAUCAGGCUCUCCACCGGAUAUCUGGCGCUUUUAAACGUACGUCACGACAGGCCCUAGAGAUCUGCCUCCAUGUGCCACCUGCAGAGCUCACGCUCGCAAAGCUGGCAGAGGAGGCAUGCCUGUGGAUCAUGACCUCACCGCUUCGAUCUACACCUUACCACGUACGUGGCCAAGCCCACCGUAACGACCCAUACACGUCGCCACUUCAUCGACUGGAAACAGUCAUCAACCGCAAACUUGGACGUGAUACUACUCAACGUAUUGAGACAAUCUACCCCUUUGUAGUGCCACCAUGGUGGGAGCCACCAGAAGCAAGGAUUGACAACACCCGUGAGGAGGCUAUUAUGAACGUCAACGAAGAGGUUGUUGCAGCUGCACGAGGGAUUACGACGGGCUUGGAGUUCGGUGUUGAUCCAACUACAAACAGGUAA
Molecule: messenger RNA, 732 nt
Organism: Talaromyces stipitatus ATCC 10500
Lineage: Eukaryota; Fungi; Ascomycota; Eurotiomycetes; Eurotiales; Trichocomaceae
Exons: 2
Coding region: 1-732 (243 amino acids)
Source: RefSeq, a predicted model, not a curated record